GUACUCCCCAUACCAUCUACAACUCUUUUUUGUGGAGUGGGGUUGCAGAGAGCUUCUAGAUUGGAUCAAUGGCUGUUUUCAUGAUGGUUCUUGGCUUGUUUUUCUUGGUGAUCUGUUCUUGCACUGCUCUGCUCAGGUGGAAUGAAGUCAGAUACAGGAAGAAAGGUCUUCCCCGUGGUACCAUGGGUUGGCCUAUCUUUGGAGAAACCACUGAGUUUCUCAGGCAAGGUCCAAACUUCAUGAAGAACCGAAGAGGAAGGUAUGGAAGUUUUUUCAAAUCCCAUAUUUUGGGUUGUCCUACAAUUGUUUCCAUGGAUCCAGAGCUGAACAGAUACAUCCUAAUGAACGAAGCAAAAGGGUUGGUUCCUGGCUACCCUCAAUCCAUGCUUGAUAUCUUAGGAAAAUGUAACAUUGCAGCAGUCCAUGGCUCCACCCAUAAGCACAUGAGAGGAGCUCUGCUUGCUCUCAUUAGCCCUACCAUGAUCAGAGACCAACUCUUGCCCAAAAUAGAUGACUUCAUGAGAACCCACCUCAACAGUUGGGAUAACAGGGUCAUUGACAUUCAUCAAAAGACCAAAGAGAUGGCACUUCUUUCAUCACUUAAGCAAAUUGCCGGGCUCGAAUCCAGCUCAAUGGCUCAACAAUUCAUGCCUGAGUUCUUUAAACUAGUUCUAGGAACCCUGUCUCUUCCUAUCAAUCUCCCUGGAACAAAUUACCGGCGAGGAUUGCAGGCAAGGAAGAAUCUUGUAGGCAUGUUAAGGCAACUGAUACAGGAGAGGAGGGCUUCCAAAGAGUCCCACCAUGACAUGCUAGGUGGACUGAUAAAAAUAGAUGACAAUAAAUACAAGCUAACCGAUGAUGAGAUAAUUGACCAGAUUAUUACAAUUAUGUAUUCUGGUUACGAGACUGUUUCGACUACUUCCAUGAUGGCUAUCAAGUACCUCCAUGAUCAUCCAAAAGUUCUUGAAGAACUAAGAAAAGAACAUUUGGAAAUCAGAGGAAGGAAAAGGCUAGAGGAUCCAAUUGAAUGGAAUGAUCUAAAAUCGUUGAGAUUUACUCGGGCGGUAAUUGUUGAGGCAUCAAGAUUAGCAACAAUUGUGAAUGGUGUUUUGAGAAAAACUACAGAGGAUAUGGAACUUAACGGAUUUGUGAUUCCUAAAGGAUGGAGGAUAUAUGUGUAUACAAGGGAGAUUAAUUAUGACCCUUUUCUGUAUCCUGAUCCUUUAGUCUUCAAUCCAUGGAGAUGGCUGGAUAAGAGCUUGGAAUCUCAGAGUUAUUUCUUCAUUUUUGGAGGGGGCACUAGGAUGUGUCCUGGGAAGGAACUAGGAAUAGCAGAGAUUUCUACUUUCCUUCACUACUUUGUAACUAGAUAUAGAUGGGAAGAAGUUGGAGGAGAUAAAUUGAUGAGAUUUCCAAGGGUGGAGGCACCAAAUGGACUGCAUGUCAGAGUCUCAUCUUGCUGACUGCACCAGCACUGGUUUUUUGUACAGGGGGAGAGGAGAGAGGUAUAACAUAGGUAAAGGGAUAAGUAUGUACAAUAAUGUCUGCUAACAUAUUGUAGAAAAAAUUGAAUCAGAAUUUAAUGACAUUUGAGUCUUUCCAACUUAAGGCCACUAUAAACUGACUGUUACUUACUACUUAUUUUGGCGGGACAAAGAGCAUCUUCCAAAAAUGAAAGGAUGUUCUCGAA
Rubroshorea leprosula is the source of this 1690-nucleotide messenger RNA. Lineage: Eukaryota; Viridiplantae; Streptophyta; Magnoliopsida; Malvales; Dipterocarpaceae. The record is from the annotation of a GenBank genome assembly.